Molecule: messenger RNA, 2028 nt
Organism: Phycodurus eques (leafy seadragon)
Lineage: Eukaryota; Metazoa; Chordata; Actinopteri; Syngnathiformes; Syngnathidae
Gene: lmod2b
Product: leiomodin 2 (cardiac) b
Exons: 6
Coding region: 174-1799 (541 amino acids)
Biological process (GO): pointed-end actin filament capping; muscle contraction; myofibril assembly
Cellular component (GO): myofibril; striated muscle thin filament
Molecular function (GO): tropomyosin binding; actin binding
Source: RefSeq, a predicted model, not a curated record
UUAAGGCCGGGGCGGCAGCUGCGGGAGAUUAGACGAGGCGAGGACACCAACGCGCAGAUAUCUGGUUUGGACUGGAGACCGAUCGUGACUUGAUUCAGAAUUCCAAAGAUCAGUUUUUACCAGAGAGUCUGUGUUUUUUAAUGUGAGCGGUCUAUGCUAAUCCCGCUUUGGCGAUGAGUUGUUUCGGAUACCGCCGGGAGCUGAGCAAGUACGAAGACGUGGACGAGGAUGAGCUCCUGGCGUCACUCAGCCCCGAAGAGCUGGCCGAGCUGGAGAAGGAGCUGGUGGACAUCGACCCCGACGCCAACGUGCCCAUUGGGCUACGACAGAGGGACCAGACCGACAAGACCCCGACCGGGACCUUCAGCAGAGAGGCCCUCAUGAAAUAUUGGGAAGCCGAGACCCAGAAAAUCCUCGAAAAUGAAAUCGCUGGAACCAGCCCUAAAACGGAUGAAGAAGACGAGGGUGUGACAGACAGAAAAAGCGAAUCAGAGGACGAAAAGGAUGACGGAAGCGAGAAAGAGCAACAACAGCAAAAAGAGGAGGAAGAAGAGGAGGAUGAAGAAGAGGAUGAAAGCGAAGAGGAGGAGGAGGAGGUCGUAACAGAAGAGGACGAAGAAGACGACGACGAAGGGGAAAAAGCUCACGUGGAGCCCGUAUUGCCGCCGACGCCUGUCAACGUCCCCCAGCAGCUGAAGCCGCAGAGGGCGGAGCCUGUCAGACUGACUCCUCCCCCUCAACCUGCAGACCCUAACGCCAACGGGAACCCCACCGUCGUGGACGAGGCCCUGCAGCGAUCGCUCAGCGACGACCCCGAGCUUACGGAAGUUAACUUGAACAACAUCGACGACAUCUCACAGGAGACUCUUAUCCGAUUCGCGGAAGCUCUGAGGCCCAACACGCACGUGCGCGUCUUCAGCCUCGCCAAUACCCACGCGGACGACCCGGUGGCUCUGGCCAUCGCCAAGAUGCUGCGGGAGAACUCGUCCAUCGUGAGCCUCAACAUCGAGUCCAACUACGUGAGCGGGAAGGGCGUCCUGGCGCUGGUUCAAGCCCUCCCAGGAAACAACACCCUGACCGAGCUCCGAUUCCAUAACCAGAGGCACAUCUGUGGAGGACAGGUAGAGAUGGAGAUGGUGAAGAUACUUCGGGAAAACCACACCUUGAUCAAGCUGGGCUACCAGUUUAACCUACCUGGUCCCAGGAUGAGCAUGACGGGCAUCCUCACCAGGAACCAGGACCGUCAGAGGCAGAAACGACUGCAGGAGCAGAGGCAACAGCAGCAACAGGGGGCGCCGGAAGGAGCCACCAACCCCCGGACCACUGCACUGCGAGGAACACCCUGCAGCUCACCUAGAUCCUCUCCUUGGUCCUCUCCUAAAGUCCCGCGCAGCAACCUGGCUAAGAAACAGACACCUCCUGCACCUCCACCACCGCCUCCCCCACCACCACCACCACCACCACCACCACCCCCUCCUCUGCCACUGCUUCCCUCUCGUCAGGAGAAGAAGAAGCCCACCCGGACCAUCGCGGAGGUGAUCAAAUCCCACGAGGCGAGCAGCAAGAAGUCCAAGACCAAAGGGAAGAAGGGCAAGAAGGGCAAGGCCAAGGACGAGACCACCUGCAUCCUGAAGGAGCUGAAGAACGCGCUGAGGCCCGUGGCGGCGGAGAGGCGGGGGGAGGAGGGCAGCAGGCCGUCCACCCCCAUGAGGUCGGCCCACGACCAGCUGAUGGACUCCAUCCGGAACAGCAGCAUCCGCAGCCUGAGGAAGGUUGAACUCCCGUUACACCUACGAUAAUAUAGAAGAAAGAAGAAGUUGCCAUGGUAACUGGCUUUGACACAGGAAUAGCAACAGUGGUUUAAAAAAAGUGGGAUUUUUUUUGGGGCCCUGCUACAAGUGAUCUAUUUUGUAACUUUAUUUUAUUUUUAAAAACUUAAGUUUGUUUAUUGAUAUUUUUUUUCUUGUCAACUUGUAAAUAUGAUGUGCUCUUGUUUGAUUGAAUGAAGUGUUCAUUUCUAAAUACAAA